This is a messenger RNA of Perkinsus marinus ATCC 50983, 690 nucleotides long. RefSeq lists its product as hypothetical. Gene Ontology annotation, biological process: regulation of DNA-templated transcription. The transcript is spliced from 8 exons. Bases 1 to 690 code for a protein of 229 amino acids. NCBI's taxonomy places the organism in Eukaryota, Perkinsozoa, Perkinsida, Perkinsidae. The record is from RefSeq and is a predicted model, not a curated record.
AUGCUAGGGGGGUAUUCCAGCAGCAGCUCGCUCUCGUCCAGCGAUUCUGAUAGUGACAACGACGAGGAGAGUAAAGGCAAAGCCUCCUUGCAGUCCACAGGCAACGCCUCUAUAGUCGAGUCGCCUGCAUCUAUUGAGAAUGCGUCCCAAGCCUCCGCGCGAUAUGGCCAGGAGCGGUCUGAACGGCGGAGCGAUGAAGGUGAUGAUAAUAGCAUGAGGGCUGAUGCUGUGGAGGACGAAUCUGAGAAAACUCUUCCGUCCACAGUGCCUAUGGAAAGUAGGGAGACCACCGCUGUGGCUGAGUCUUUGUCAGUGUCACUGGGCUCACCUUCUAGCGAGCCAUCCACACCAGAGGAGGUAGAACGAGUUCGAGACGCCUCCGAUGCCCAUACGUAUCUCGAACAAGCUCGGAUGAAUGCCGAAGGGAAGUGCUCAGCAGGAGCUCGGAAGAACGUUGCGAAUCUCAAGAGGCAAGCAGAGGCUGGAAGAUACGUCCAUACGUUUUUGAUGGCCAAUAGGAAGUUCCACAACCCUAAGUGGACCGAGGAGAUGUUCGAAAAAUUCGGAAUAACCGAGGACAUACAGAGGAGUACCACACUUCCUCCACAUCGGUAUGAUCCGAAGAACGUUGCGCUGAGCGAACGGGACUACUGGGAUUGGCGACCGGUCUCCAUGCAGCCGCCUAAGUGA